CUCCGCUUGGCGCAGAAGCAAUGUCUGGGAUCCCUUCCACAGCUAGAACUGUUAUAUACCAUCUGUCCCAGGAAUCCGAAACACUUAAACCGGACCAGUAUUUGUUGUGCUUCAUGCUAUAGCUUAUUGCUCUCAUCUCCACGGUAGUGUCAUCUCGCCGUGGCAAUUAAUCUCUGACACCCUCCUACUUCCCAUUGUGGCAGCCCGAUCUGGUAGCAUUGUUUCGACGCAAUGGCUCAUAUUGCCAAGUGCCUCGUCGAUAUCGACACCACCUAUAUAACCAAGCAGGCUUCGCAGUCACCCAACGACUCGAAAUUGUCACCGUUACCUCCACAGGAGAAAACAUUUACUUGGAGAAUGCAACAACCUGAUCCGUCGAAGAAGUAUCAACUUUUUCCAAAGGAGAGGAAAUUGCCCGUCCUCAACAGCAGCAAAGCGGUAGACCCGGAUAAGGCAACCAUGGGACCUUCAAUUACAGCAAGUGAUAAGACAGACAACCAGCAGACAACACUCAAUGGCUUGAAGAAGCGGUUGAAUCAACACAGCCUGGCUCGACGACGCAAAAUCAGUGUGCCUGAAGUUGGACCUAUGACAACCGUUCAGGAGCUUUCAAUGGACUCUCCAACAAUUCCUGGUCGCCCACCUUUCCACGAGCGCUCCAUUAGCGCACCUGGCAAUUCGUCCAGAAACUACCAUCUUACCGAUACUUUUCUUUUUGCAUCGAGCGAUGACGAGGGCCCCGAUCCUCAGGCUUCGAUGAAGGGUGAGACCGAGGCGGAUUCUAGAGGUGCAACUCCAACUUCACCAAGACACCUGGCCCCUUUGGUCAUCCCUAGACGAGGAGGACAGUCGCCUUUACUCCGUCGCCAACAGUCGUUGAACUGCUUCCCUGUAAAGAACGAGCCUCUUCGACGGGGUCGCACCAGCGAGUCAUCUCCCCAAAGUUGCACCUCUUUCACACCGAACUCUUCCAUGCCCGAUCUUACAACACCAAAGUCCGCAUCGACAGGCUCAACAACUCCCAUCCCAGUGUCUGCACCACUCAUGGAGCCUCAAGCUGAAUCCCCUCAGCUUUCUGAUGGACGUUAUACCCCUCCUGUUGAUUCAAUUCGGGCAGGACACCGAAGAGGUGGCUCAGAAUCUUCAGUGAUGGACAGAGGUCGUCCUAGGAAGAGGCGUGAUCAGCGCACCAACAACGGACCGAUCAUCCAGAGGACAGAAUCGAAGAGUAGGAUUACUUCAGAACAAAAGGCCUUUGAGAAACUGCCAGUUGGUGUGAAGCAUACGGAGGCUUUAGAGAAAAUUGAAAUGCCAGAACUUGCGUUGCUUCAGAAGCAAGCUUUUGAACAGGUCGGGCGCUUCGAGGUUCUGAGGGCCGAAGACGUUGAGGCGCUCUCAAAGGAACUCCGCCAUUUGGACGAGAAGACCGAGUACCUUCGCCGCACUUACACUGCACUUCGCUCGGGUCGCAAAAAUCUCCACUCUCGCAUUUGCCAGUACCUGCGUUCGCCUCGCGUGGCCAAGUUCAGCAACGAGUCUAUGCUGAAGCAGGAAGAGGCACUUACCGAGCUGGAUGCCUCCAUUGACGACUGGGUGAACAAGCUGGAGCAGGCUGAGAACAGACGUACUCGUGUUCGCCAGAAGUUGCUCGAACACGUUGCUGCAGCUGCUUGUCUCCCUCUUGGCGGACCAAGCAUGACACGUGAGCCUGUAGUGAGUGGCCCAUCCUCAUCUGGCAUUGGCAAUAUCUCAACCCCACCUCGGAGCCCUUCGAAAGAGACCGCUAUCUCACCUCGUACUGCCAGUUCACCUUCUCCUCAACGUGUUGUGGCUCAAGUUCCUAGCACCAUCCUGGAACAGCCUAUGAUCGAGGAAGAGGCUACGAAAGAAAGCGCUGAUCGCGUGACCAGCACCGGAUCUCUGAAUCGCUCUGAUGUGGAGAGCAUUCGCAUCUAUGCCGGUGACGACGUUUACGCUCUGUUAGCCGAUGUUGAGGAUGAAAUUACCAAGAUGGGCAAGCAGCCGGUGUACGAGCCUACCCCCCCAAACAACCUGAUCGAAACAAAACGCAUUGAACUUCACCGUCAGAGAAGCCACGAGCUACUCAACGGACUUUCCGGGGAAGCCCACGCAAUGAAGAAACGGGACUUCUCUGAAUGCCGAGCCAUUUCUCCUCUUGCAUCUCCACCAACCUCAUCUGCCACCAAACAAAACGAACAGACGGAAGAUGACCUGCCUCUACUGACGAAUGUUGUCUAUCGACCUUGAUGAGUUUCAACAUAUCUCUGAUAUUUACCACCAUAGUCCUGCCAAAACUGUAUCGCAUUUCAACGAUUCACGGCCAAACCAUUUACAAUCCUUUGAUACCCCUACGGCAUUUUCUACAUCUUUUUGCAUAUUUGCGCUACGUCUACUCAUGACAUUUUACGGCUGCAACAGCAUAUUAUGCAUUCAUUGUUUUAUUAUGUAUCAUCAUAGGGCGCAAGCUGGAGGCUUCUGUCAUUUUUCACUGUAUUCCCUUCCUUGAACUGCGUUCACUUCUUUUUAUUGUGUCAAUGCACUGUUAGUUUGUUGCAUAUACCACCCUACCAUAGUACUAAGCUUAGUGCCUUCAUAAUGAUAUUAUCUUUGCAUGUUUUCUGCCAAGGCGCUUUCAAUGUAAC
Molecule: messenger RNA, 2663 nt
Organism: Fusarium oxysporum Fo47
Lineage: Eukaryota; Fungi; Ascomycota; Sordariomycetes; Hypocreales; Nectriaceae
Product: Up-regulated during septation-domain-containing protein
Exons: 4
Coding region: 232-2268 (678 amino acids)
Source: RefSeq, a predicted model, not a curated record